UUGAAACGUUCGAGAUUUAAACGGAGCUAGCAUGCGCGCAGCAGCGACCGAGCGCAAAAGGCCCGAGAGCGGAGCCCAGGAUCCGCUCAAGCAGACCCAGCGUGCGCUGGCCGAAGCGCAAAAAACCAUUGCCGAGCAGCAGCAGCGUGAGAAGGAGCUCAAGAAGCUGCUCGAGCUCCAGAGCCUUGUCGAGAGUGGCGAUGGCACGAACGCGCUUCUCGAAGCCAAGACGCAAGCGCUCAACAACAUUCAUUCGCAAAAAGUCCGAUCGCUCAUGAAGUCGAUCCACCAGCUGCAAGAGCAAGUGGGUGUCAUGAAGGCGCAAGACAACGAACACCGCCGGUCCGCACUCAUCCAAAGCUUGCGCAAGAAGCAGCGCGAGCAAGAUUUGCUCAUCGACGUCCUCAAAGAGGCGCUCGCGACCAAAGCCCCCGAGUUCCAAGACUCGUUGCCGCUUGUGAACGAAUUUGUGCUCAAAAAGACACUCAGUGGCCCCAAGCGAUUCCGGCCCAAGACUCGCGAGGAGCUCGAGCUCGAGUUUCUCGAUCUAGAUAAGAAAUACAAGCGCGCUGUUCAAAGCCUCAAGUCGACCAAAGCAGCGAUGACCUCCAACGCCAAAGAGGAAGUGUCGCCCCAAGACAACGGCGACGUGUGCGAGGACGGCGAGGCCAAGUCUAUCGCCGCCAACGACGCGGAAGCUGUCAAGACCCUUCAAGAAGAAGUGGACCGACUUCGCAUUGCUAUUGCGUCCAAAGAUGUCAACCUCCACGCACAGUUGACCGAGAUCGAGACGCUGCACCAACAGCUUGCACAGCUUACGGCCAUUCAAGACAAGUACGAUCGGGCCAAGCAAAAGUACGCAGCGAGCAAGGAAGCACUUGAGAAGACCCAACACGACUCGAUCCAACUCAUCCAGGAAAAGGAAAAAGAGAGCGAGGCGCGAGCGCAAGCCGAAGCCGAGCUCGUCUUUUUCAAGGAAGCCCAUGCCAACGAUGUGGCACAGAGCGAUCGCGAAAAGCUCGACCUCCUCGAACGCAUCAAAGCCAUGCACGCGCACGAAAUCGACCUCCAAACGCAGCUUGAAGAUCAGCAAAAGAAAUGGUGUCUCGACCGGUCCCAUCUGCAUGCGCAGCUACGAGCCCUUGAGAAGCAGCUGCAAACCGCCACUGAUGAAGCGCAGACUGCCCGCGCAGCCACCGACACCCUGCUGCAGGCCAAGGAGUCCAUGUCGCAAAAAAUCGUCGAGUUGAACGCCGCACUUGCCGCCGCGACGGCGGCCAAGGUUGUCGUUGCGACGUCCUCUGCACCAGGGCCAAGCGCGCAAGAACUGGCCGUGCAGCAAGUCACAUGGCAGCAAGCCAUCGACGAGCGCGAUCUCAAACUACGGGCGCUCGACAAGCAAGUAUUGGCCGCCAAGCUCUUGGCGCGGCAAAGCAAGAAGGAAAAAGAACAGAUGUUGCAGCAAAUCGACAAGCUCCGCACGUUGCUGGCCGACGCCGCCCCGAAAACCGAAGCGUCCGCGCUGCUCUCGCAGCUCAAAGCGUCGACCGAGCGGCCCUCCACGGAUGGAAGUGGUUCGUAGUGCCCAGCAUCCUUAUGUUAUGGCUCCUAAUCAAAGAACCCGCUGCUCUGCGUUGGUGUGUGGUGCAGCUGCUGGAAUAAGCUGCAGCCCGAGAGCGCGCACAGCAAGAGACAAA
Molecule: messenger RNA, 1697 nt
Organism: Saprolegnia diclina VS20
Lineage: Eukaryota; Oomycota; Saprolegniomycetes; Saprolegniales; Saprolegniaceae
Exons: 10
Coding region: 32-1582 (516 amino acids)
Source: RefSeq, a predicted model, not a curated record